Bradysia coprophila is the source of this 1443-nucleotide messenger RNA. RefSeq lists its product as uncharacterized. The record is from RefSeq and is a predicted model, not a curated record. Lineage: Eukaryota; Metazoa; Arthropoda; Insecta; Diptera; Sciaridae.
UCACCUUUCAAAACGUUUUUGCCAUUCAGAUAUUCUGUUCCUCUUGGUUUGCCGAACGACCAGGUUCUUCGGAAUGCGUACCUUACUUCUGUAUAUGGUUGGUACUUACCUUCUAAGCAUUAUUGGUUCUACCGACUUAGAAAGUAUUCAAUGUCCAAAGAUUUACGAUGAUACCUAUCAAUUUUGCGUUUGCAAGCAAGAGCUAGCCUUUGACACCAGUGGUAGCAGCAGCAUCCAUCCAAACUGUACGUGUCAGCAGAAAAACUUCAAUUUCAACAUCACCUUGAACGAGAGCCCUAACUGCAACUGCAACCCGCAAGUUUAUGGUUUCAGCAAAACAUUUUUCGAGUGUAUUGCUUGCCCUAAAGACAGCACUCGUCAAUAUCUCGAUUGUUCCUGUGAUGACGAUAGCCCUGCCUAUGAAAUUAUCAAAAAAAUCUGUGAAAGAUGUGAGGACGGAAGCUAUGGAAAUUUUCCGAAUUGCACUUGUCCCGAUGGAGCUACAUACAACUUAAACUUCCGACGUUGUGUGCUUGAAUCCAAAAAUGGAUCGAUACAGUGUCCGGUUGGAAGCAAGGGCACCUAUCCGAAUUGUACUUGCCAAGGUGACGGAAUCUACAGAGAAUUAGCAAACAUUUGCAUUGAAUGUCCUUAUCAUAGUACCGGUGUCUAUCCGAACUGUAUCUGCAAGUUUGAUGGUACAUACAACCAAACCAGAAAUGUUUGCAUAAUCUGUCCAUUCAAAAGUGAUGGAGUGUAUCCGAACUGUGUUUGCCAAGGUAGAGGCAGUACAUACGAGGUAGAUUCGAAUUCGUGUUACAGUUGUCCAGCUAAUAGCACUGGAACAUAUCCAAAUUGUGAUUGUGAAUGUUCGUUUCAGUAUUUUCGGGAAACGAACAGUUGUGAGCGUUGCCCGGAAAAUAGUGCGGGCGUUUAUCCGCAUUGCAAAUGUUACAACGGAUACUACAGCAAAACUCAUAGGAGUUGCAUUGAAUGUCCAACAGACGCUACCGGUUUUUAUCCAGCUUGUAAAUGCAAUGACGAAAAUUUAAAAUUCAGCGCGUUCAUCAACCAAUGCUAUCGUGACUGUCCAGCAAAUAGUUCAGGAAUUCAGCCUGAUUGCAUUUGUGACAAAGGAUGCCAAUUAUUUUACUACGAUGCCACCGAUGUGGCAUGUAAAAGCAAUAUUGGGAGAACAUGUCCAUCCGAUAGUAACGGAACUGGUCCGGACUGCUUAUGUGUAAGAGAAAAUCAGUAUUUUGAUACGUGCACCUGGGAAUGUAUUAAAGAAGGGACUUAUGGUGCUGGCUCUUUCAUCUCUCAUUGUCCAGGUAAUGGCAAAUGGCCACAAUGUGAAGCAUCAAUCGAUUUCAAAGUAUUACAAAGCUCAGUUGGUUAAAAAUUUGUGUAAUCGAAUGGCAAUAAAAUUGUGUUUGAUAAUGA